AUGCACACAGAGCAAGCACGCAUGACAGUCGAGCCGCCGAGUGUACAUCAGACAGAACAACACCUUGCGAAGACCCAGAAUGAGCCCCAGCAAAGGUCGAGGAUGUCAAUAGACGAUGUGACCCCGAGUAGACAAAGCGCGCAGGAUGGCGAGCCGGAGCCUCUGAGAGGGGGAUGCAUACCAUGCCCAGAUGGCGGCUGCUGCUGGAUCAUCCCGCUCCCCUGCCUCUGA
This is a messenger RNA of Mixia osmundae IAM 14324, 231 nucleotides long. RefSeq lists its product as uncharacterized. Bases 1 to 231 code for a protein of 76 amino acids. The record is from RefSeq and is a predicted model, not a curated record. The transcript has 2 exons. Lineage: Eukaryota; Fungi; Basidiomycota; Mixiomycetes; Mixiales; Mixiaceae.